UCAAAUGGAACGCACCAUUAGUUCGGAGAGGCGACCCUUUUCCGGAAUGUGACGGAAAAAGCCGAAGACUCCCUCUGAAAGAAAACAGACCGACCAACAGCGGUUCAGAUGGAGGAAACCUGCACCACAGCAGACUCAGUUAUCUCUUCUCAACAACAGAAGGAAGGUGGUUUGUGAAGUUUUUUUUAAGCAGAAGAAGCUCGCCGUCUUUUCUCAGCUUUAGAAGAUCCGUGUGUGACAUGUUUGGUCCUUUUUCAUGCGUGAAAGUAUAAAAACUUAGAAACGCAACAUGGGGUGAAUGUGACAUCUGAGGAGGAUGCUGAAUCCGUUGACGGAAGAGUGACGUGACCAAACUCACAGGUAACCAUGGUGAAGGAGAGUCUGCCCAGCUGGGUCCGACAGGACUCCGACGAGGCUCUUGUCCACGUGAACGUCGGAGGUCUGAAGAGGAGCCUCUGUUCCAGUACGCUGAAGAAAUUCCCAGACACCAGAUUGGGAAAACUGCUGGCGUGUGAUUCAGAGGAGGAUAUACUGCAGGUGUGUGACGACUAUGACGUGCAGCAGAAGGAGUUUUAUUUUGAUAGGAAUCCCGGCCUGUUCCCUUACGUCCUCCACUUUUACCAGACGGGCAAACUUCACAUCAUGGAGGAGCUGUGUGUCUUCUCUUUCAGUCAGGAGAUCGAGUACUGGGGCAUCAAUGAGUUCUUCCUGGACAGUUGCUGCAGUUACCGUUACCACGACCGCAAGCUGGAGAACAGCCGGCAUCACAGCUGGGACGACGAGAGCGACGUCAGCAGCGUCGACACAUCUGUGGACGAGAUAUCUGACUUAAACAGAGAAAUGCUGCAUUUCCAGAAGGUGCGUUAUGGGAACAUCAGGAAGUGUCUAUGGCUGACGCUUGAGAACCCGGGAUACUCCAUCCCCAGCAAGCUCUUCAGUCUGGUCUCCAUCGGGGUGGUGCUCACAUCCAUCGCCACCAUGUGUAUUAACAGCAUCCCGGAGUAUCAGACAUUUAACGAUGAAGGGAAGUUGAUCGAGGACCCGACCAUGCAAGCUCUGGAGGUGUUCUGCAUCUGCUGGUUCAACUUCGAGGUGCUGUCGCGGCUGCUGCUCUCCCCGAACAAGAGAAAGUUCUUUCAUCACCCUCUGAACAUUAUCGACAUGGUGUCUGUGGCUCCCAUCUACAUCACGCUGCUCUUUGACUUGACUUUGGGAUCAGAGUCUGAACUGGGAAAUUUGGGACGACUCAUACAGGUGUUCAGGUUAAUGAGGAUCUUCAGGGUUUUGAAGUUGGCCCGACACUCGACAGGACUUCGGUCACUGGGAGCGACACUUCGGCACAGUUACCGCGAGGUCGGCAUCCUGCUGCUGUACCUGGGUGUCGGAGUGUCCGUCUUCUCGGGUAUCGCUUACACCGCUGAAUACGAAGAGGAUGUGGGUCUGGACACCAUCCCGGCCUGCUGGUGGUGGGGGACGGUGAGCAUGACGACGGUAGGCUACGGUGACGUGGUGCCUGUUACAGUGGCUGGGAAGCUGGCGGCCAGCGGCUGCAUCCUGGGCGGCACCCUGGUUGUGGCGCUGCCCAUCACCAUCAUCUUCAACAAGUUCUCCCACUUCUACCGGAGACAGAAAGCCCUGGAGGCGUCGGUGAGGAACAACCACCGCAGGAAGAUGAGAAUGAGCUGCGAGAACGAGCCGGAGGAGGAAGAGGAGGAGGGAGAGGAGGGGUCAGACGGGGACAGCAGGUGCCUGGACGAUGACGAUACCGUUGGCAUGGAGGAGGACGAUAUAGAUCACGAGGAUGACGGAGGUGUGAUCAACUACAGCUACGUGGAGCAUCCGUACUACGCGUCCAUACUGAGGAGGAAGGAGCUGCGUCACCUGUGAGGAGAUGAACGCUCACACUGGAGAUUAAAACAUCACAUUAAAACCAUAGACUGUAAAAAUAAUGCAUGUAGCAUCCAUGAUGUCACCCGUUGGUUUGUGGACUGCCGGUUUGAUGCUUCGAGUUUAGUGAUAGGGGCAUACAUUGUUUUUUUGCAACCGGAUGUUACGGUUGGGGGGAGCUUGGGAGGGAUGACGUGGCCAAACCAGUGUUGUUUAUGGUUGCAGUGGUGCUGUGCUAAGCUAAACGCUAAAGAGGGAAAGUUGCUGAUUGUCAACCCUUCUGAAACGAGUCAUCCAACGGAGAU
Sander lucioperca (pikeperch) is the source of this 2192-nucleotide messenger RNA. RefSeq names its product potassium voltage-gated channel subfamily S member 2. Gene Ontology annotation, molecular function: delayed rectifier potassium channel activity; protein binding. Gene Ontology annotation, biological process: protein homooligomerization; regulation of delayed rectifier potassium channel activity; potassium ion transmembrane transport. The transcript is spliced from 10 exons. Gene Ontology annotation, cellular component: membrane; voltage-gated potassium channel complex. Bases 367 to 1887 code for a protein of 506 amino acids. The record is from RefSeq and is a predicted model, not a curated record. NCBI's taxonomy places the organism in Eukaryota, Metazoa, Chordata, Actinopteri, Perciformes, Percidae.